AUGAAAAUAUUAUUAAUCAAACGUGAGUUGCUGAAGCCCAUCUUGAGCAGCAAACCACUUAGUGGAUCAUUCCUUCAAGCCGGGAGGACAUUUACUUCUCUCAAUCUUUCCGAGUAUGAAGCCAUUAAUCAGGGUGAAAAGGAGGUGCCAAAGUACUUUAAUUUUGCAAACGACGUGCUGGAUAAAUGGUCCAAAAUUGAAAAGGAUGGAGGGAGACCAUUUCACCCAGCUCUCUGGUGGAUAGAUGGCAAAGGAGGAGAAGUGAAAUGGAAUUUUGAAAAAUUGGGCUUCGUCUCCAGGAAGGCAGCCAACGUACUCAUGGGCCCUUGUGGCCUGCAGAGAGGAGACCGGGUGAUUCUCAUUCUGCCUCGGGUCCCCGAGUGGUGGAUGUUGAUUGUGGCAUGCAUUAGGGCAGGGAUCAUUUCCAUCCCAGGGACCCCACAGCUGACAGCCAGAGAUAUCCAGUACAGGCUCCAAGUUUCCAAAGCCAAGGGCAUCAUCACAAAUGAUUUGUUGGCCCCUGUGGUGGAGACCAUCUCAUCAUCAUGUCCCUUUCUGCAAACCAAGCUGUUGAUCUCUGAAGGCAGGCGAGAGGGAUGGCAAAACUUCAAGGAGCUAUUUGGGGCAGCUUCUUCCAGCCACAACUGUGUUCAAACCCAGAGUGAUGAACCAAUGACUAUAUUCUUCACAAGUGGAACCACAGGUUCUCCAAAGAUGGUUGAGCACUCUCAAACCAGCUUAGCCCUGGGCCUGGCAUUAUCGGGAAGGUACUGGUUGGACCUGAAACCUUCAGAUGUCAUAUGGAACAUGUCUGAUACUGGCUGGGUGAAGGCGUCUCUGGGGAGUGUCUUUGCUCCUUGGCUUCGAGGCACCAGUGUCUUCAUACACAGCAUGCCACAGUUUGAUCCAAAGGAGGUUCUAAAUACACUUUCCAGGUACCCAGUGACUACACUGUGUAGUGCCCCAACAGCCUACCGCAUGCUGGUGCAGCAGGAUCUUACCAGCUACACAUUCAAGAAACUGUCCCACUGCUUGACUGGAGGGGAGCCGUUGAACCCAGAAGUGAUGUCCCAUUGGAAAAAACAGACGGGAUUGCAAAUCUACGAAGGCUACGGGCAAACUGAAGUCGGAAUAAUAACGAUAAACGAGAAAGGGAAGUCAAUUAAACCAGGCUCCAUGGGGACAGCAGCUCCACCUUACGAUGUUCAGAUUAUAGAUGAAGAUGGUAAGAUUUUGCCCUGUGGAGAGGAAGGAGACAUUACUAUUAGGAUACAAUCCAAACGCCCCUUUAGCUUCUUCUCUCGCUAUGUGGACCAGCCAGAAAAAACCCAAGCAACUGUCCGGGGAAACUUCUACAUCACUGGUGACCGCGGCCGGAUGGACGAAGACGGGUAUUUGUGGUUUAUUGGAAGGUCUGAUGACGUCAUCAUCUCCUCUGGAUAUCGUAUUGGGCCUUUUGAAAUAGAAAGUGCUUUGAUUGAACAUCCAGCAGUGGUCGAAUCAGCUGUUGUCAGCAGCCCGGAUACGGUCAGAGGGGAGGUGGUAAAAGCAUUUGUGGUUUUGUCCCCCGACUUCAUCUCAUACGACCCAGAGAAAUUAACACGGGAGCUGCAAGACCACGUCAAGAAAGUGACAGCACCGUACAAGUACCCACGAAAGGUGGAAUUUGUACGAGAGCUGCCCAAAACCAUCAGUGGCAAAAUCAGAAGGAACCAACUGCGAAAACAGGAGUGGGGUCAAGUUUAGUUCUGCGUCGACCUCUCGAUCUCGCCGCCAUUCGGAGCGAGGUCAGCCGGCAGAUCUCUGCAGAGAUGAAAUUAGAUUUGAAAAGCUGAAA
Molecule: messenger RNA, 1837 nt
Organism: Python bivittatus (Burmese python)
Lineage: Eukaryota; Metazoa; Chordata; Lepidosauria; Squamata; Pythonidae
Product: acyl-coenzyme A synthetase ACSM4, mitochondrial-like
Biological process (GO): acyl-CoA metabolic process; fatty acid biosynthetic process
Cellular component (GO): mitochondrial matrix
Molecular function (GO): fatty acid ligase activity; fatty-acyl-CoA synthase activity
Source: RefSeq, a predicted model, not a curated record